AUGGAAGAAUGUCACUUGGUGUUUAAAUGCCCAAAGUGCUGUAAAGUUUGGCUCUGGCAGGAGGUAUGUGCACUGGCCUGCCUAACGCAGGAAGAGCGGAGCUCCUGUGAGGAGAUAAUCAGCAGGAUAACAACACAAGCGGAUGAAUCUUUCAAAAAGUGUCCAGAAUGUGGUCUGUAUGUACAGAGAGUGGACCUGGAGAAGCUGUCUGCGGAGUGUCUGCCGUGCUCUGAGACAAAAAAGAAAGUCUUUGUGUUUUGCUUUGACUGCCUGAGGGAAUGGAGGAAUCCUGAUGUGCAGAGCAACUCAUGCGGUAAUGGUGCCUGCACGUUUACAGCCCUGCUCCAAGGCUGUCCCACGAUCAACGUACAGAAUACUGUUGUGCACGGGUGCCCAAAAGUGCGAGCCUGCCCUAACUGUGAGGCGUUAACACAACACUGCCUAGAAGGCUGCAGCAAUAUUGACUGCCCCAACUGCAAUUAUACAUUCUGUUUUCGGUGCCUUGGCUUGAAUGGAAAUCACACAAGAGGUUUACAGGGCUGUUCUAUAGCUGAACGCCAAAAGGUAUUGGGCAAUAAAGUUUACAAGAAAAGAGAGAAAAACAUUCGAGCAUAUCUCUUACUGCAAGCUCAGUUAGAAAUGGAAAACAGAUGGGCUCAGUUACAAAUGCACAGAGUUACCAGAGCUGAUGGACCUCAGCAGCCAAGUAAUCAACCUUGAGAAAUCUGAAUGGUUUGCUGACGACUUGGGAGCUGGUUGCUUGACAGCCGGUGGAGGUUGUCUCAGCUUUUACUGUAGGAGUUUGUCUAUUCCAGUGAAACCAAGUCCCAUAAAUGGGGACUUGGCAGGUGGUGGUAGGUCUUGAACAGACCCAACACCAAGUGUCAGCUAAUCACUCCUGAGAAAUGUUUUUUGCAUGUUUCUUAAAUUUUGCAACAGAACUGAUAUUCCCAACCUUGUAGAGCAUCUCAACAGCCUCAUAGCUGUAGAUAAUAGAGACCUCUGUGAGAUUCCCAGCCAAGCCUGUAAAUGAGCGAAGGACCUUCUUCAUCCAAACUUCUCUCGUGAACCUCAUAGGAUGUGUAUAGCCUGUAAGUGAUAUCCCUUGUUCAGGGAAUGAACUGUACACUAACAUGGUGGCCUUGCAAUCGUGCAGGUGUGUGGCCACUUUGUUUGUGAAAACAGAUAUUGCCUGUCUAGAACUGCUCUUGCUGUACAUCUCAGAGUGUAAGAUCAGCUUUGUCUGGCUUGCUAACCUUCCUCAAUCGUGAGAGAAAUGCACGCAACUCGUAUUGUGCAAAAGGAACACUUUGAUAGACUGUAAUGCUUUGGUUAUUUUCUUUUUCUCAAUAAAGCAAAUUGUAUGACAGGCUCGAGCUCUUUAUUAUACACACGCACCAUUCUUUUAAUCUUUCAAAUAGACUCUCUCCCCGUCCGUUUUUUCUUACUGAUUCCCUCCACAAUUAAAACAUUUUUGAAUUGUUUCUCUCUCCCUCCUUAAAAAGAUUUUUUUCACAUUGUGAAGAGGGUUUAGCUUCUGUGGCCUCUCUUCAUGUCUCAUUGACAUAAGAUCUGUGACUCAGCCUCACAUUUUGUGAUUAUUUUUCUCAUUAAUCAGCCAAAUU
Callorhinchus milii (elephant shark) is the source of this 1625-nucleotide messenger RNA. Its product is annotated as probable E3 ubiquitin-protein ligase RNF217. The record is from RefSeq and is a predicted model, not a curated record. The transcript has 3 exons. The coding region runs from base 1 to 720 and encodes 239 amino acids. NCBI's taxonomy places the organism in Eukaryota, Metazoa, Chordata, Chondrichthyes, Chimaeriformes, Callorhinchidae.